Messenger RNA from Ostertagia ostertagi, 1014 nucleotides. The record is from the annotation of a GenBank genome assembly. NCBI's taxonomy places the organism in Eukaryota, Metazoa, Nematoda, Chromadorea, Rhabditida, Trichostrongylidae.
AUGGUGUCAUGUGCAUCCAUUAACUCACGUGCCCAUUCCUCUAUUCUACUUCCUAACGACGAUGACGAUUGUCGAUACGAGUUGCCGACGAGUACGCCACCGCCAUCGCGAUUCGUUGCAUCGCAACCGAUUUCUCUCAGGUCUCCCUAUUCCACGGACGAUGACUUGGCCGACUCGCCUCCGAUGGAGCGACUUUACUCUCCGCUCUCUUCGUCGGCGGAGUCUAUAAGCUCCAUCAAAUCGAGUUCGUCGUCGCGGUCUUCGGCCGAGCGCGAGAUUGAGCGUCAGCAGCGUCGACAGUUGCUUGAUGCUAGCUUGCUCAAGAUGCGCGCGUCUAACAACCUGCCUCUGCGGAAACAUCUGCUCGUCUACAACACCGUCAAGCAGCUCCAGCGCGAUCUGGAUCUGUUGGACGACGAGGAGUUGUACUGCAACCUUAUGGGUGAAGGCUGCGGCGAACGUAUGGACGUCGACGAGCGUCGUUGGCCAUUUGGUGCAACGUCGACCGCGUCGUCAACCAGUGCCGUGGCAUCCAUCCCGGUCACUGCGACGGUUGCACCUCCGCAGCAAGAGGAGCGCCGCGUAGCUGAGGAGGCCACUUCUCUUAUUUCCGAUGAUCUCGACAUGGAGGUGUGCCAGAUGGUUCAGCAGCAGCAGGCGCCAUCAGCGACCUGGUCGUGGAGUGGUGACGAUUCUACGACCGGAGUUAAAAGCGGUGGUGGCAGCAGCUUGGCUCAGUCGGACUUCGAUAUCUUUGAGUCCAUUCAGGAUGCUCUGGGCGAAUCGUUUGCCGGUUGGAGUUGGACGACAGCUGAUCUGAGCGGUAGCAAUAGCUACAGCUCGUCGGAUACUUGGUGGUCUGGUGGUGCGAUGUCGACGUCAUUUGGCGUCGGCUCGCGCUUCGACUCGCUUUGGGGAGUGGACGCUGGUGCGGUGGAUCCGUUCGGCGCCACUAACCUGAGCCGUUUCGAACUACAGCAUCUGUUCCCAUCACAGGUGCUUCUGCAGGCGUAG